Molecule: messenger RNA, 786 nt
Organism: Beta vulgaris subsp. vulgaris (sugar beet)
Lineage: Eukaryota; Viridiplantae; Streptophyta; Magnoliopsida; Caryophyllales; Amaranthaceae
Exons: 3
Coding region: 1-786 (261 amino acids)
Biological process (GO): DNA repair; telomere maintenance
Molecular function (GO): DNA helicase activity
Source: RefSeq, a predicted model, not a curated record
AUGACACAUAGGUAUCAGUUUGAAGCAGUUGAUCGUUCACUUAAGGAUUUAAUGGGAAAUGACUUGCCAUUUGGGGGAAAAAUAAUUGUGUUUGGUGGGGAUUUCAGGCAAGUUCUACCUGUUGUGAGAAAUGGAACAAGAGCUCAAAUGAUUGAUGCAUCCUUGAUAAGGUCUCCACUAUGGAACCAUAUUUCGGUUCUGCAAUUGAGAGAAAACAUGAGAUCUAGACAUGACAAUGGAUUCGCUAAUUUCUUACUCUCUAUUGGAAAUGGCGAUGAACCUACCAUUUCAGAUGAUAUGAUAAAAUUGCCGAGUAACAUGGUUAUCCCUACUGUUGCUGAUACCUCGAUUGAUGGGUUGAUUGAUCAAAUUUUCCCCAAUCUAAAUGAACACAUCGGUGAUGGAAAUUUUAUGGUUGAAAGAGCAAUCAUCACUCCAUUGAACGAAAUGCUGAUAGAAUCAAUGACAAGGAAUAUCGAUCCUAAAAAUGGUCUUUGUAAUGGAACACGACUACUUUGCCAUUCGCUAAAGGAUCAUUUCAUCGAUGCUGAGAUUUUAACUGGACAUGCAAGGGGAAACAGGGUCUUUUUGCCAAGAAUUCCGUUGAAAACUGCUGAAGAUAUUAGGUUACCUUUUGAGAUGCCAUGGGAGUUGUAUGUUGCACUUUCGCGUAGAAUUUCCGAGAACACGACAAAGAUUACUGUCGACAAUGGAAAGAUUAGAGGAAAGGAAGGAGUGUUCACAAAAAAUAUCGUGUACAAGGAAGUUUUGUUACUUCCUACAUAG